This is a messenger RNA of Physcomitrium patens, 1477 nucleotides long. RefSeq names its product triosephosphate isomerase, cytosolic. The record is from RefSeq and is a predicted model, not a curated record. Gene Ontology annotation, molecular function: triose-phosphate isomerase activity. Gene Ontology annotation, cellular component: cytosol. NCBI's taxonomy places the organism in Eukaryota, Viridiplantae, Streptophyta, Bryopsida, Funariales, Funariaceae. Gene Ontology annotation, biological process: glycerol catabolic process; gluconeogenesis; glycolytic process.
CCACUGUUUGCAAAGCAGCUUUCAGUCUGCGCGAUUCGUAUUGUUACUAGGGUUUUUGGUUGAUUGCAGCGGAAGAACUCCAAAUUUGUUGUCAUGAAAAUAAUGGUAGAGUGAAGUCCACGUACAGUAGAUGCUCGAAGGAACCAACGGUCGCUACUAGAGUUCAGCAGAUUCAGGUGGUUUUAAAAUGGCAGUUAAGUUAAAUCGAUUAACUUCCUUUAGUGCCGGCAUUUUAGAGCAUCAAUGUUUUCCCCACCUUCUGGAUCUGGAAGCCUGGUCGAUCGAUUCAGGUGGUGACAUCGACCUUCGAUACCUACCCGUCACCGAUUUGACCAUCCCGCUUCUCCAGUGUGGUUUCCGCAGGUUUCAGGAUGUGUUCGCGGAAGUUUUUCGUUGGUGGCAACUGGAAAUGCAAUGGAACCGUUGAUGAGGUGAAGAAAAUAUGCUGUAUGCUAAACAAUGGAGAAGUUCCUUGUCCAAAUCAUAUCGGCUAAUGCAGAGACGAUCAUUUCGCCUCCGUUCGUAUUCAUUCCCUUAGUGAAGAGUAUGCUCCGGACGGAUUUUCAGGUAGCUGCCCAAAACUGUUGGAAAGGCAAGGGAGGAGCUUUCACUGGCGAAAUCAGUGCGGAGAUGCUGGCAAACUUGCACGUGCCAUGGGUCAUCCUGGGUCACUCUGAAAGAAGACAAUUGUGUGGAGAAACUGAUGCGAUAGUGGCAGAAAAAACAGCAUAUGCAUUGGAUAAUGGAUUGAAGGUUUGCCUUUGCGUUGGUGAAACUCUAGAAGAACGAGAGAGGAAUGAGACGGGUGCUGUUGUUGCCAGGCAAACAGCAGCAGUUGCAUCAAAGAUUUGUUGCUGGGCAAACGUGGUAAUAGCAUAUGAACCUAUUUGGGCUAUCGGAACUGGCAAAGUGGCUACUCCUCAGCAAGCACAAGAGGUUCACUACAACCUUCGAAAGUGGCUAGACUGCUAUGUAAGCCCUCAUGUAGCUAUGAACAUGCGAAUAAUUUACGGAGGCUCAGUAACAGCUGCAAACUGUAAGGAGAUCGGGGCCAAUCCGGAUGUGGAUGGUUUUCUUGUGGGAGGCGCAUCUUUAAAGGAGGAUUUCAUAGCUAUAUUAAAUGCAAGAAACUACCAGCAUUGAAGAAAAGGCGACUGUUUUCGUGCAGUGAUCCGAAGCAAUGGUUAGAGAACAUGUGUCCUGAGUUAACAUGCGACUCAUCCACAUCUUACUUUUAAGAUUGUGCUCGAUUAGGUUCACAAUGUCAUUUUUAUUUUUUUGUGAUAAUGCAACUACUGUGAAAUAUAAAAUUGGUUUGCAUGUUCAUCGAAAUCAGGUCCAACGCUAAUCUAUAUUCUCAGCACAUUUGAAGUGGGCAUGGAUGCUGAUUACAUGAUAAUAACACGUGCUUUGUCCACAUCGGAUAAUUAUUCAACACUAGUUUAGUUAAUAUAUCAUAUGAUUAUUUCAGUGCUUA